AUGUCAACAUUUAAUGAGACAAGCGCUGGUGCAGAAAGUGGGGGGCUCUUGGUGAUGGAAGAGAGCCAGGUUUCGCAGGGAGACUUGGUAUUACAAGACGCUGACUUUCCUGAUGGCUACGUUCACAUGGCUCACCCUGACGACUACAAGCCUAUCGAGAGUCCGUUACCAAAAACGUGCCUGUUGCACCAGAAGAUUGGGCACUGGCGACUCAUCUUGCGCAUUUCUUUCCUCUUGGCGAAUGGGAAGUAUCUUCCCAUAAGCUUUAUAUGUGAUACUGGUGUACCAUACGAUUUUUACUUUUCCGAACUUGCUGUUGAAAAGCUCACGGCUGGUGGGCGUGUGAAAGAAGAUGACAUUGGAAAUGCCUAUCUCGACAAUAUUGUUGGACGGAAGGCUGCUGUCCGUGAAACGCCUUACACCCACAAACCUGGAAACAUACUGGGGCUAAGAAUGAUGCUGAAAUUAGGAUGCAAGUUGACCGAGAGCGGAUUUGAAUUCACUGAAUCCUUUGAGUACUUUUAA
This is a messenger RNA of Seminavis robusta, 525 nucleotides long. The record is from the annotation of a GenBank genome assembly. NCBI's taxonomy places the organism in Eukaryota, Bacillariophyta, Bacillariophyceae, Naviculales, Naviculaceae.